AUGGCUGAAAACAUCUUGAUCGACGGAAAGCCGCUUCAUCUGCUUCGGGUGGUCGAUCUGCGCGAGGAGCUGAAGAAGCGGAACAUCAAAACGACCGGCACCAAAUUGCAGCUUCAGGAAUCGCUCAUUAAGGCGGUUACACACGAACAAGAAUUAGCUAAAGGUAUUGUCGAUAACUGUUCCGGUGAAUUUUCUUCAUGUGAACUGAUGACAUCGCUUGUUUACUUUGUAGGAAGUGCUGCGGUCUCUGAGGCUCCUGAGGUUACAUCAGUUCCUGAAAAUGUUGUUGACAAAGAGCCUGCAUCGAAUGCGGAUAACAACAAUUCAGGCGGCUCGACUGACGAUAAUAAUUCAGCGGAAAACUCUGAUUCCGAAUCAAAGGUCGCGUCAAUAUCGAUUAAUGAGCAAAAUGAAACAAUCAAGCUUACUAUUCGCAGUAGUCCCAAAAAGGGCGAACAAUCACAACCGGCUUUAGAGGCAAAUGACUCUGAAACAGACGAAAGUGAAUCGGCUGACUCACGUGAUCAUUCGCCAGUAAACAAAUCCAACUUAGAAUCGAGCCCUGAUGUGGUCGACGAAGCCGGAGAUCAGGCAAACUCAAUUGAAAAAUCAUCAUCUGUGAAUGAGAGCCACAAUAAGCAUAUAAAUGAAAACCACGCCGUUGAUCCUCAAGAUAACUCUCAUAGUGACACUCUUGCGGCUGAUCAGAUGAAUGAGAACAACGUUUCAGUUGAUCAAUCACAAAAUCAAUCAACUACUACUAGUAUUGUGGACAAGUCGAAAGGUAGCAAACCGUCUAUUCGUGGGCGAUUAUUGUCGCACUCAAAGUCGAUCAACGAGGAAGAUUCGUCAAAGCCGGUGCAAAAGAAACGUCGUUGGGGAAGCUCUCAUGUUUCAGGAGAAUCAACAACAAUUGCCAAGAAGGGUAUUUCGAGCGAUGAGCUGAAGCAGCUCAUCAGCGAAUCAGUUACAGAAAAUGAAACCUCAGCUGCCAAGGUGAGUAAAGUUGCAGCUGUUACUGAAGAGGAUUCUGUAACUGUUCCAGUUGAUUCGACAAAUGACUUGACUAACAACAACAAUAACAACGAAAAAACAGAGCCGAAAGAAGUGGAAGUUAAGAAAGUGGAUGUUGCUAACACUGAAAAGACUAACAGUUCAGAAUCUGAUGCCAACAGAGCGCCUCCUUCUCCUAAAGGCGAGAAAUCUGAUGAAAUGAAUGCUGAACGAACUGUCGCUUCUUCUAAGAAUCCUGAGUCUACGGUUUUGUUCAUCAGUGGUCUGGUUAGACCGUACACUUUGCCUCAACUUAAAAAGCUACUUUGUCUCAAUGGCCUUAUUAAUGAGGAGAAGUUUUGGAUUGACAAAAUCAAAUCCAAGUGCUACGCUGUGUACUCGACCGUUGAAGAGGCUGUUAAAACACGCGAGGCCCUCCACGGUUUAAAGUGGCCGCAGUCUAGCCCAAAGGACUUGUGUGUCGAAUUUGCUACUCUCGAAGAUAUUGAUCGUUGUCUUAAUCCGGAGAACUACGAGAAUCUUCCUCCGCCCCGUAAAUCUUCGCCACCAGCUGCUAAACAGGCGAAACAGUCGGAUGCAAAUGACAAACCAAAAAGGGGCACUGCCAUUGAAAUCAGCAAAGGAAAAUAUGACAUUAUUCAGAACGAGCCUAUUCAUGACGGCAAAGAUGGAACGGGCAAAAAUUCGGCAAAAGACGACGCCUCUUCUCGUAAUGUCCGCGAAUGGGAUCGUAAAAAGGUCACUCUUACUGAGCGCAAAGAGAACAAUGAUGAGCAAGAAAGUCGCAAGCGUUCUCGGCCUUCAACUGAGAACGACCAGGAUGCUCCAGCUGAUAAAAGGGAACGGAUUCGUUCAAGGACUCCGGAAAAGAAAAAGAGCGAGCCAGCACGAGACGCCAAAAAGAGUGAAUCUCCGGCCAAAAUGUUGGAGGACUUGUUUCGCAAGACUAAAGCGAUGCCGUACAUUUACUGGUUGCCUCUUUCCUAUGAGCAAGCAGCUGACAAGGCAAAGAAGCGAGAGCUUCUCGAGAAGGAGCGGCUUGAGCGUGUUGCUCGUCGAGAUGCAGACAGCAAACGUGAAACGACCAACUUCCCACCGCCGCCACCUCCGCCAGCUAAUCGCUCUGUGCCAGUCAAUGCGGACAUUGUAAGUGUCACAAGUCUUUGUACGAACCAUUGA
This is a messenger RNA of Rhagoletis zephyria (snowberry fruit fly), 2193 nucleotides long. Lineage: Eukaryota; Metazoa; Arthropoda; Insecta; Diptera; Tephritidae. The record is from RefSeq and is a predicted model, not a curated record.